Messenger RNA from Melanotaenia boesemani (Boeseman's rainbowfish), 4743 nucleotides. RefSeq names its product ATP-binding cassette sub-family C member 12-like. The record is from RefSeq and is a predicted model, not a curated record. Bases 126 to 3995 code for a protein of 1289 amino acids. Gene Ontology annotation, cellular component: membrane. The transcript is spliced from 29 exons. Gene Ontology annotation, molecular function: ABC-type transporter activity; ATP binding; ATP hydrolysis activity. Lineage: Eukaryota; Metazoa; Chordata; Actinopteri; Atheriniformes; Melanotaeniidae. Gene Ontology annotation, biological process: transmembrane transport.
CCCCACCUUCCUCGUUUAGAAAAUACCACCACAGUCUGCAGACCCUCAAACCCUUUCGCUGGUCUUCAUCACAAUCCCAUCCUCUGGAUAAUGCCGGCUUCUUAUCGUUCACAACCUUUGCCUGGAUGACCCCCAUGAUGUGGGCCAUAUUCAGAAACAGGCUGGACUUCUCCUCACUUGGCCUUUCCCCACACGACGUAGCAGACACCAGUGGAGAGAGGUUGCAGAGACUCUGGGAAGAAGAAGUGGAGAAGAAAGGCCUGGAAAAAGCCUCACUGGUCCGUGCGGUCCUCCGCUUUCAGAAAACCAGGCUGAUUCUGUCCGUCUUUAUUGGCAUCCUUGCCAUGUUGGGAGCAUUUUUUGGUCCGGCUGUUCUGGUCUAUGAGAUCUUGAACUACAUUGAUUACCCAGAAGAGUCCACCGUGACCCAUGGUGUUGGUUUGGCCUUUGCUCUGUUCACCUCAGAGUUCUGCAAAGCUUUCUUCAUAUCCUUGCUGUGGGCAAUCAACCUGCGUACGGCAGUCAGGCUGAAAGGCGCCUUCUCCUUGGUGGCCUUUCAGAAAGUCAUCUCUCUGCGGGUGCACAGCGGCAUUUCAGUGGGAGAGAUGAUAAAUGUGUUGACCAACGAUGGUCACAGGUUAUUCGAAGCGGUCUUGUUAGGGAGCUUCACGCUGUCCACGCCCGUCCUCUUCAUAGUGUGUAUUGGAUACGCCUGCUACAUCCUUGGCUACACGGCGCUGACUGGAGUCUGCACCUACCUCAUCUUUGUCCCCGUACAGGUUUUAUUGGCCAAAUUUAUUAACAAAUUCAGAGGGAAAGCCAUGCAGACAACCGACAGCCGCGUCCGCACAAUGAAUGAGAUUCUCAACAGCAUUAAGCUGAUCAAGAUGUACGCCUGGGAGGAAUCCUUUGAGAAGAAGAUUGCAAGCUUAAGAAAAACUGAGAAGAAGCAAAUACAGCUGGUGAGUUACAUCCAGAAUGCAAACACCAGCAUGACCAGCAUUAUCCCCACCAUGGCCACCGUCCUCACCUUCCUGGUGCACACUUUGUUGGGACUGCAGCUCAACACGUCUGAAGCCUUCACUACCAUCGCCAUCUUUAACGCUAUGAGGUUUAGCCUUGCUCUCAUGCCUUUGUGUGUGAAGUCGCUGGCUGAAGCUGCUGUGUCCGUGGCACGAUUAAGGAAAAUAUUGCUGAUCCAGAAUUCGGAGCCCUAUCUGAUGCAAAAGAAAGACAGCAACUCAGCCAUAGUGAUGAUUAAUGCCACACUUUCCUGGACCAAACCAAACAGCUCGUCGGACCAACCAGCCAGCCAGGCCAACAGGGGGAUGGAGCAGAAAACAGAUGAGAUAUCCCAGAAUGGACCAACUGACACUUUACCAACACUGAGAAACAUCUCCUUCACCCUGCCUAAGGGCAACCUGCUUGGCGUCUGUGGGAAUGUGGGGAGUGGAAAGACAUCACUGAUUUCAAGCAUUUUGGAACAGAUGCACCUUCAUCAGGGCUCCAUCACAGCUGAUGGGACGUUUGCUUACGUUUCCCAACAGGCCUGGAUUUUCCACGGAACAGUUCAAGAAAACAUCCUGAUGGGGGAACCUUUCCAUCAGGCCAAAUAUGACAGAGUUGUGGAUGUCUGUUGCCUCAGAGCUGACCUGGAAAUACUCCCAUACGGUGAUCAAACUGAGAUAGGAGAGCGGGGUCUGAAUCUCUCCGGGGGACAGAAGCAGAGGAUCAGCCUGGCCAGAGCUGUCUACUCCAAUAAGGACAUCCUCCUCCUUGACGAUCCGUUAUCUGCUGUCGAUGCUCAUGUGGGGAAACACAUUUUUGAAGAAUGCAUAAAGAAGGAGCUCCAAGGAAAAUCUGUAAUACUUGUUACACACCAGCUCCAGUACCUGGAAUUUUGUGAUGAUAUCCUGGUUUUGGAGGAAGGAGAGAUCCGGGAAGCUGGAAAUCACCGAACACUUAUGAAAGCCAACGGACGCUAUGCUCAGCUCAUCAGCAACUACCAGUUGGAACAGUCCAAAACUCAGACAGAAGAAGAGGACGUGUUGUCUCAAGAUGCCACCCAGCUGAAAGAGGUUGAGCUCAGGGAGUGUGCCGACAGUGGGAUAGUAAACCCCGCAUUUGACAUGACAGAUGAAAUCAAUGAUGAAACUACAGCGGACCAGAAAUCAGUGAAAACAGGCGAUCAGCUGGUCAGUCAGGAGUCCUCCUCAGAGGGUUCUGUCUCUUGGAGAGUCUACCACCAGUACUGCCAGGCAGCUGGAGGUUACAUCAUGACCUUCCUCACCAUCCUGAUCAUCGUCCUCAUGAUCGGAUCCACAGCCUUCAGUAACUGGUGGCUCAGCUUCUGGCUGGGACAGGGCAACGGGUCUAAUACAACUUCAAACCAGGGAGACAUCUCACAAAAUCCACGCCUGCACUUCUACCAGACGAUUUAUGGAGUGAUGGUGAUUGUCAUGGUGGUACUUGCUCUGAUUAAAUGUUUCUUUUACACGCAUGUCACUUUAAGAGCCUCCUGCAAACUCCAUGACACCAUGUUCAAAAAGAUUAUUGGCAGUCCGAUGAGUUUCUUCGACACGACGCCAACCGGUCGUAUUCUCAACCGCUUCGCUAAAGAUCAAGAGGAGUUGGACACUGUGCUUCCUCUCCACAUGGACCCUUUCUUGCAGUUUUGCCUGCUCGUCACAUUUACCAUUAUCGUCAUCGCGUCGGUCUUCCCUGCCAUGCUGGUGGCUGUGAUUGUCAUGGGAGCUUUGUUCACCCUCAUUCUCUUUAUAUUCCAGAGAAGCAUACGGCAGAUGAAGAAGAUGGAGAAUAUCAGUCGCUCUCCAUGCAUCUCUCUCACCACCUCCAUCCUGCAGGGUCUCAGCACCAUCCAUGCCUACAACACAAGAGACAGUCACAUAAAACUGUUCAAGUCCCUGAACGACAUCAACUCCAACCACUAUCUACUGUUUCAUUCUGGGACACGAUGGCUCUCCUUUUGGCUGGACUUCAUGGCUUGUUCCAUGACCUUGUUGGUGGCUCUGUUUGUUAUGCUCACCAGCAAUGAAGUCAUCAGUCCAGCCUUGAAAGGCCUUGCCAUGUCCUACACCAUUCAGUUGAGAGGCAUGCUCCAGUUUGUAGUGAGGCAGUCCACAGAAGUGGAGGCGCGGUUUAAUUCGGUGGAGCGGCUGCUGGAAUACAUUACGGACUGCAAGUCUGAGGCCCCCAGGCGCAUAAAGGAGGCUCAGAUCCCAGAGGACUGGCCCAAGAAUGGAGCCAUCACUUUCCAGGACUAUAAGAUGAGGUACAGAGAGAAUACACCCAUUGUCCUGAAUGGGCUUGAUUUCCUCAUCCAAGCUGGAGAGAAACUUGGCAUUGUGGGAAGAACAGGCUCUGGGAAAUCUUCUUUAGGUGUAGCUCUGUUCAGGAUAGUGGAGCCGGCAGGAGGAACCAUCCUCAUAGAUGGUGUGGACAUUAUGAGCAUCGGCCUGCAGGAUCUGCGCAGCAAAUUGUCCAUCAUUCCCCAGGACCCUGUGUUGUUUAUUGGCACUGUCAGGUACAACCUUGACCCGUUCGACAAUUACACUGAUGAGGAGAUCUGGACAGCGUUGGAGAAGACCUAUAUGAAGGACUGUAUUUCCAGGUUGGAGGGAAAGCUACAGGCCCCAGUGUUGGAAAACGGGGAAAACUUCUCUGUAGGCGAGAGGCAACUGAUAUGUAUGGCCAGAGCUCUUCUCCGUAACUCCAAGAUUAUUCUCCUGGAUGAGGCCACAGCCUCCAUCGAUGCAGAGACAGACACUUUGAUCCAAAGCACUAUCAAGGAGGCCUUCAGUGACUGCACCAUGCUCACAAUUGCACAUCGCAUCAGCACUGUAAUGCACACAGAUCGCAUUCUGGUCAUGGACAAAGGAGAGGCGGUAGAAUUGGAUCCUCCAGAGGUGCUAAAGGAAAGACCAGACUCACUGUUCUCCUCACUCCUCACUGCUGCUAACACUGUAAAUACUUGAACAACUGAAACCGCUGUGUUUAAUCCCAAAACCAAGAUCUUACAAUCAUUGUAAUAUCGAAAUGGUUAUUCACUUUACACAACCAGAUUUUAAAGUCCAACUCAGCUAAAAAUCAAGUUUUAAAUAAUAAUAUUACCAUAAAAUGCUCUUUCUAUUCCUUACAAGUAUAUGUGCAUAACAAGCCAUAAGUGCAAUUCUGCUUCAAACCUGCAAAGUACCCCCUGCACAUGUUCCACAUAUAAAAUUGGGAAAACCGAUCCUGACUACUUGCAGGGUGGGAUUUGCAGCUCAUGUGCUGUGAGAAACCAGUGAAACAAGAAGCUAUGGCUCUUAGCAGCUGCUAGCUUCUUUGAAUACUACAGGAAUGACUCUAAACACACAAACAUGCUAAACUAAAGGAAUACUACUAGACUUGUAACAUAUUUGUUUUUUUAUUUUAUUUUUGUUUCUUUCAACAAUAUUGCAAACAAUUAAACUCAAAAUAGCCAGCAGCCAGAGGCACUUGUAGUUUUGUCCUGUUAGCUGCACCUUGUUCACUACACCUGCCAGUUGCUAACAUCUAUAGGUAGCUGCUAGCAUCUGCAGCUAGGCUAGCUAACAGCAGCUGCUAGCAGUCAAGAAGGAUGGGUCUUGUCAUGGAUGGGAGCAGUUUUUUUAAUGUUAAAAGAAAGUGAUUCAAUAAUCAUUCUGAUACUUCCACUAUUUGAACUUUAUCAUUUUACCUUGCUUACAUGUCUCAAGUGUUGCU